UACCUCCAUAGAUGCCCGCCUCGGAGCAAAAGAGGUCGUCGAGCAGCCUCCAUGCACUGCCCUGCCGAAGCCCACAACCUCUGCAUAGCACUGCACGGGUGCUGCGAGUUGACGCUUAUGCUGCUGCGAAACAGUGGCAGUCUCCUGCACUGUGAUUGAAUGAUACUUGCAGCAAGCAGCCACUGAUAGCCUGGUCAGGAAGGGGUUAUAGCGCUAGAAACGAGAAGAGGCUGAAGUACUCUCAACGACUUUUAGUAGUCCGUGUCAUGAAGUAACGGUCUCACUAUUCCUCUAGUGUUGUUGAUAGAGGGUUGCCUGGUGUAAUUCACUGAGCGCUCUUUAUAUCUUUGAGCCGUAUAGUGGUGCUAGGCAUGCUCGUUCAUAAGACUUCUAACAUCCACUGAUUCAGGGGCUGCUAGCUAAUCACCGCCCAGACACACACAGAGUAGUAUUCGUGCACUUAGUGGGUGCCAGGGAGAAUCAAGAUACCGCAUUGUUUACUGCAUUACUUAGCGCAGCACUAGCUGAGUUGCAGUUCUUCCAUUACUCAGCCAUCAGUACUGCAGAUUACACUCUCCCCGCGUACAGCUGCAAGUCCGUCUUCGUGGCGCUGGGGACCAGAUUUGGACCAUCCAUUUUCAGGCAGAUAAGACAUCCGCUGGGACGCAUUUUGACAGACCGACCUCUAUUUUUCCCACCCUACUUGCCAUAGUGUUAGCAUCCUGCGGAGAGCUGAUACAACCUCUCUCCCUGAAGUUAACGGCUCUGCGGAGAAACAGGACCAGCUGUCCAUAUAUGGAUGUUGUUUUGGAGACGACCACGGAGAGUUGACACGCUUUUCGCGCAGUGUUGCGACUCGCUCUCAUUGAGGUGGUAUUUGCGAAUGUGCACGCGACGACGACAGGCCAGAGGAGGGGCACUUCACACCAGCUACCUGCAUUCUGCGUUUCAUACUGUCAGUAUCAACCCAGAGUGACUGAGUCCAGGACGCAGUGGAAGGAUUCUGAGCCACGGCAGCCUUGAGUUGCGCUCGUUGGUCGGUUGUAGCACUUCUCCGCCUGGCUCAAGUGCUGGCAAGCCGAUAUCUCUACCUCUCCCUUAUGGAUCGCGUAUAGACACGUUAGUAAUAGUAACCUAACCAACACCCCACAACACAAACCCGGCAAGCCAGGCUGCUGCUGCUGCUGCUGCUGCUGCCUCUACGCCACAACGUUCUGUAAGUAAACAGGCAACAAAUCUGCACAUCUGUGACCACAGCACUGCACAGCUCCUAGGCUUGACCCGCCAAUCCAGCUCAUCGGACAAAGUGCAGCUACAUCCGAUGAGUGCAGAGUUCCGAGCGUGGCAUUAUAGUUUUGUUAGUUUUCGCCACACCACCUCUCCAGUUAGCCCACGGCUGUAGCACGUUGUCCCAUUUGAACCUUGGCUGGCUAGCUGGCUGCGGUUGAGCCUGCUGGUGCUCCGUGUCUUCCAUUCAACAUUCAGUACGGCUGUGAGAAAGUACUCCCGUGUAUAUCACACUUGAAUGCUUCGUACCCGCCUCGUCUCAACCACCGGCCGCUAUCCAGUCCAGACACCAUCCGCGCACUCGCGAGUGACGUCACACUUCGGUGAACCCUGGCAUUCAUUUCUGGGUGUCCGCAGGUCCGCAAGUGUUACUGCUGAGUCCGGUGCGGUAUUGACUGCGGGACGGCUCACUGGGACUCUGCCAAGGCGCUGGCCAUCUGAAUUACAUCGCCUCGACCAGAAUAGCUCUCGAUAUAUAUUUCCGUUGCGCAUUCGUUGACCAUAACAGUCCAGCGAAUCUUGGCACCAGCACGAGCAGAAUUCUGGUCAACUACUAGUUUCGCUCCGUAACAUAUUCAGUAUGUCUGAGGCACGUGGAGGAUUCCCCGUUCAACCAUGGUCAUGUCGAGGUCAGUCACCAUCCAGCCGUGACCGAACAGAACAUUGCUGCUACCGCAAGAGAGACCACCUGAGCACUAUUACUAGCUGUAACCGUGACCGCUGCAGAGCCAGUUUCAGACAAGAGGCACGGAUCACAAUCGCUAACACUCGUGGCAGCAGCACGGGAAUCAGCUGUGACAGUAAUGUUGGCAGACAGCGCGGCACGUGGCGAGGGAGCUACAGGAGCGAGACACCUCCGGCCUACUGGCACAGUCCUGCCUCUGCUGCGCCUGUCUCCGUCUCUGGCUGUCUCAGCACGGGCUGUUUGCUAGUUAUCAUGUGCACGAUGCUGUCGUGUCUAGAGAUGAGCGCUGCAAGAUCUGUGCCUCCAACGGCUGUCACACACUCGUCAUCUCAUGAUGGGAUACUGUCGACGAGCCCGGUGGCCGUGCAGCCCUCUCUCUCUUCACGAUCAGGGCCGCAGCACGGAAGCGCUCUCAUUUCAGCAAAUCAGCAGACUUCUUCAGAGCCGUCCAACGAUGGUCAGGAGCUGAGUAACAACAAGAACAUGUCUCAGGCAGCACUCCUAGACAUCAGCGAGCGUGGUGCUGUGCUGCAUGAGAACCCAGCGCUACAUCAUGAUCAACAACCUGACAGUCAUGUUGUGCAGGCAACCGUCAAAGCCAUAACAUCAUUUCGCCAUUUAUUACUGCCGGAUGAGCACGCAGAUAGGAACAGCACGCCAGAAGAAGAACGUAUAACUUCAAGUGAGCGCCGAGUAUCACCUCUAACUACGGAUCUCAUCUCCCAGUUAGAAACCCCAACAGUAGCGCUCACAGCACAUCGUACAUCAUUGGCUGAUGACAUUGUCAAGCUAAAGGACACCAGCUCAGCGGGAAGAAAUGUGGGACUGAACUCCGAUGAUCAUAUAGUGCCGGCACAAACCGUGUUGCCCAGUCUGCCGAGAUUCAACUCCUCUCUGUCUUCCAGCCCACGGCCAGCUAAUAACCGCUGUAAACUGGUACAGCGCACCGUGGAAUUCCAAUUUCCCCCAGGCUGCGUGGAGUAUUACAGCGGACGUAGGAACUAUCAAUUGCACAUGCAGACGUGCUCAGGGUUUUGUAAUAGUGAGGUAGCGCUCAAGGCAGUACCCAUCACGGCUGACAGUGACGAACCGAUAGUUUAUCAAGAUUUGUUCAAACCAAAGUGCAAAUGUUGCAAGGAGAGAUCAUUGAUACUGAAGAAGGAGAUCUGGAUGAAGUGCAGACGCCGCAGCGAACCCAGGGUUAUGAGUGCAUUCGAGCCGGAAUCAUGCGGAUGUAAACGCUGCAGAUAGAGAUCCAGGCAACAUGAAAGCAGUAUAGUGCUAAGUUCAAAACUGAUCUGAUAGAUCUUGGACACGGUCCCAAGGGAUGUCUCAGGAAUUCGCGUGUUGCGGGUUACUAAUAUGUGAGUGUGUGUGUGUGUGUGUGUGUGUGUGUGUGUGUGUGUGCUUUGUAUGUAAGGCGUGGCGCUAUAACGCCAAGGUUGUAAAGCUUUUUACGUUCACUAUGGCGAUGAUGAUGAUGAUGGUAGUUAUUAGGUUUUACAGGUGACUGGGGACACCUGGGCUAUGGCUUGUAAUGCCACUUCACCCUGUCACGUCAUCAUUAUUAUUAUUCACAUUCUACUUGGACUAUAUCAGUGUUUUCGGACAGACGAGAAAUAGUAUUCCUUCUUGAUUUCUUGAGCACACCAGCCACAGCCACAGCCCCGUACACACCCUCGGAAUCAUGCUCCGCUCAAUUUGCCCCAAGAAGAAAUCUUGAUCUAUUCUCACUAUCAUAUUCUAAACCCAGAUUAUAAACAUUAUAAUUAUUCACAAUCCUAUGCAGAUAUUUCCAUAUGCCUUUUAUGGCUUACUAAGGAGUUUAUACUUUCUGUCAUGCCAAGCAGUUGCAUUUAUGUUUGCCACAAUGAGACGCCCUUCGCGAUGCAACCCUAUUUGGUUGCCAGAACCCAUUGAACCAUCUCUAAGGAUGUUCAUAUC
Sycon ciliatum is the source of this 3916-nucleotide messenger RNA. RefSeq lists its product as uncharacterized. The transcript has 2 exons. Bases 1868 to 3223 code for a protein of 451 amino acids. The record is from RefSeq and is a predicted model, not a curated record. NCBI's taxonomy places the organism in Eukaryota, Metazoa, Porifera, Calcarea, Leucosolenida, Sycettidae.